Molecule: messenger RNA, 1639 nt
Organism: Fukomys damarensis (Damara mole-rat)
Lineage: Eukaryota; Metazoa; Chordata; Mammalia; Rodentia; Bathyergidae
Gene: Eva1c
Product: eva-1 homolog C
Exons: 9
Coding region: 351-1391 (346 amino acids)
Cellular component (GO): extracellular region
Molecular function (GO): heparin binding; carbohydrate binding
Source: RefSeq, a predicted model, not a curated record
CGCCUCUUCUACUGCACAGUGCUCGUCUGCUCCAAAGAGAUCGCAGCUCUCACCGAUUUCUCCGGGAGGACCCUGGGUGUCCACCUGACAAAGCUGGAGGCUGCCUACCCUUCCUCAGCCCAGCCCGGGAAGCAGCUCUGAGUCCUGUGCUCCUCCUCUGGGAAUCUUCUGCCAAGCCCAGGCUUUACUGGACCCUAGAGCAGGACCUGUUGCAGUAGAGCUGAGGUUACCUAACCAAACUCCUGCAAAACCACACCGCCUAUGCCUGUGAUGGGGACCAUUUGAAUCUCCAGUGCCCUCGGCAUUCUACGAUAAGUGUCCAAUCAGCAUUUUAUGGGCAAGAUUACCAAAUGUGUAGCUCCCAGCAGCCUGACUCCCAGAGGGAAGACAGCUUAAACUGUGUGGCACCCACCACCUUGCAGAAGGUGCUGGAUGAAUGCCAGAACCAGCGGGCCUGCCACCUCCUGGUCAAUAGCCGUGUCUUUGGACCUGACCUUUGUCCAGGACGCAGUAAAUACCUCCUGGUCUCCUUUAAGUGCCAACCUAAUGAAUUAAAAAACAAAACCGUGUGCGAGGACCAGGAGCUGAAGCUGCACUGCCAGGAGUCCAAGUUUCUCAACAUCUACUCUGCGACCUACGGCAGGAGGACGCAGGAGCGGGAUGUGUGCUCCUCCGAAGCAGCGAGGCUGCCCCCCUACGAUUGCUUAUCUUACUCAGCUUUACAAGUACUGUCCAGAAGGUGCUAUGGGAAGCAGAGAUGCAAAAUCCUUGUCAACAAUUACCACUUCGGAAGCCCCUGUCCGCCAGGAGUGAAGAAAUACCUCACUGUUACCUACGCGUGUGUUCCCAAGAACAUUCUCACAGCGAUCGAUCCAGCCAUUGCUAAUCCGAAGCCUACCUUGGAGCAGGAGGAUGGUGGACAUGGUAUAAACUUCGACCCAAGCGAAUCAAGGGUUCUGCAGAAAGAUGGAAUUAUUGUUAGCAACUCCCUGGCAGCAUUUGCUUACAUUAGAGCCCACCCUGAGAGAGCCGCCCUGCUAUUUGUGUCCAGCAUCUGUAUCGGCCUGGCCUUCACACUGUGCGCCUUAGUCAUCAGAGUGUCCUGCACCAAAGACUUCCAGGAACUGCGGCUGGGGAGGGAGCACCUGGUGCCAGGAAGCAACAAGGCUGAGGAGGACAGUGAGGACGCCAGGGAGGAGGAGGACUCCUCUGACUCUGAAUUUCCAGGGGAACUAUCGGGGUUUCAUAGGACUUCAUAUCCAGCCUACAGCUCCAUAGAGGCUGCAGAACUGGCAGAAAGGAUUGAGCGCAGGGAGCAAAUCAUUCAGGAAAUAUGGAUGAACAGUGGUCUGGACACCUCACUUCCGAGAAACAUGGGCCAGUUCUACUGACAACCAGAUGCAUCUUCAUGUGAUCACACUUUCUGAAGAAGGGAGGAUCCAAAAUGUCCCUCCAGGCCUGUUUCACUUGUACCUUCUGUGAAGGAGAAUUUGUCGUGUCACCCAAGACUGGUGAAGCCAGAAAGCUGUCGAAGUUCAAACUGUUUACAGCACAUCCCAAAAUAAAUUAAGAGAGUAGAGCUCCUUUUGUUCUAUACUUAUUUGAAUUCAUAUCUAUAUGUUAACGAGUCUACACGUAA